AUACAUUUAAUUAGUUGGCGACAAUGAAUUACAAGUAGGGACUUUGUUGUUACAAAAUCCAUCGAAAUCUGUCCUUUCAGUUCUUAACGUUGUUACACGAGCACGUGGUUAUAAGUGUGAUUAUUAAAUUCAAGGAAAAAUACAAGCGUAAUCACAAUGCCUCUUGCUAAAGAUUUUCUGCAUCCAAGUCCAGCUGAAGAAAAAAGGAAACACAAGUUGAAGAGACUUGUACAGAAACCAAACAGUUAUUUCAUGGAUGUCAAGUGCCCUGGAUGUUAUGCCAUCAAAACAAUCUUUUCACAUGCACAAAGAUCUGUUGAAUGCGAUGGUUGCCGUACGAUACUUUGUACAUCCACAGGUGGUAAAGCACGAUUGACAGAAGGUUGCUCUUUUAGGAGGAAGGUCCAAUGCUAAUGCAACAAUUGUUAACACAACAUAAUGUACACAUUUCUCUUUAUAUGCAAGAAAUAAACAUAAUUACUAUAUA
Hylaeus volcanicus is the source of this 487-nucleotide messenger RNA. RefSeq names its product 40S ribosomal protein S27 (gene RpS27). Gene Ontology annotation, biological process: ribosomal small subunit assembly; translation. Gene Ontology annotation, molecular function: structural constituent of ribosome; RNA binding. NCBI's taxonomy places the organism in Eukaryota, Metazoa, Arthropoda, Insecta, Hymenoptera, Colletidae. The record is from RefSeq and is a predicted model, not a curated record. The coding region runs from base 157 to 414 and encodes 85 amino acids. The transcript is spliced from 2 exons. Gene Ontology annotation, cellular component: cytosolic small ribosomal subunit; ribosome.